UUCUGCGCAAAGUGCCUGCCUUCUUACGGUUGGCUGGGUCGCCGGUUUCCCGGUGUUACGGUGCCUGAUACGUGAAGGAAGCUCCGCUGGGUGGGUUUAGUUCCGUCUUGUCCGGGGCCCACACGGACUUCAGCAGGGCGAAGACUGGGAAAAGUCAGGGGCCCGUGGCGGGACGAGAUGGACCAGCUUGACCCUCAAGUUCCUGGCAGGCAGAAGAGGGGAGUGGUGUUGUGUCACCGUGUGUGGCAGAUUUAGGCCGUGGACCUGGUGGUAGGGCGUCUAUGGAGUCCAGAGACUCUCAGGUCCAGUGACUGAGGGUCCUGCGAAUUUGCGACCAUUUGUAUGACAAUGGUCGCGUUGUAUGUUCUUGUGACCGUUUGAUUCUGACCCUGCAGUUUUUUCAGAUACUGUGUGCUUUUGUCAAUUCUUUGUGUGUUUCUGCUUUUCGGACUCGAGCCUGUUACAAUAUUGAAACUUACAAGGUUCCGUUUAUAAACCACAGUCACCAAGAUAUUAAAUGGGAGGAAUUUUAAACGUUUGUGAAUCCAUGUAACUGAAACACCCAUGCUUUUUUAUUCUCUGUUACUCCACUACUGCCCUAAAGAUUUUUCCUUUUUUUUCAGCAUUUCAUAUGGGUCAGGCUCUGACUUGAGAAGAAAUAAAAAACCAUUGACAAUGAAAGUUGAAGACUCUGCAGUAAUUUUGCCGAAGAGACUAAAAUGGAGAAAAUGCCUCUGAAAACACUAGCCCAAUGCUUUUCUGCUAUGAUAGGCUGGCAAUGAGAACAAAAUGCUGCAGACUACAGCAUGCUAAAUAUCAGGGACUUGUAGUUGUUGAAGAUUAUCAGAGAGGCUACUGACUCAUAAGCUUACCAUGAAGCUAUAUAAAGCCCGUAGAACUAUGGUACCUCUAGGAUGUCUUCCUUUCACUAGAUGAUAUUGGGCGCUGUUUCAGAGAGUGUGAAUUGGUCUGGGAAGGGACAAGAAACUCCCAAACACUACAUAAAAGGAACGUGCCCUCCAAAUGAGUCUUUUGUUUGUAUUUUGUCUUUACCAAUAGUAAAUUUUUUCCUGUCUGCUGUAAGAAUUAUUUUUGCAUAUCAUUUUGUUAAGAGAUGAUAAAACAACAGAAUUGGGUGUUCUAUGUGCAUCCAGCUUCCUGAUUUUUUAUACUUGGAGAUUUGUCUAGAUCUCCUUUUAUUUCUGUUAACUUUGCCUUAUAUAUUUUGAAGCUCUCUUAUUGGAUGGUAUACAUUUUGAGUUGUUUGAAUUGUAAUAAUUUCCUGUUGGAUCAGUCCUGUUGGAGUUUACUCUUUAUUUAUAAUAAUGGCUUUUUUUUUUUAAUUCUUGGUCUAUUUUGAUAUUACUAUAGUUUCACCAUCCUUCUUUUGGUUAGUGCAUGGUUUAUCUCUAUCCUUUUGUUUUUAACCUGUUUUAUUUUUAAAGCAUGUCUGUUAUUAAACAGCAUUAUUUUAAGAUCAAUAACGACAAUCUUAAUCUUUAAUUUGACAUAUUUAGUGAAUUACAUUUAAUGUAGUUGGAUUUUGGUCUACCACCUUAGAAUAUAUUUUCUUUUUUGGCCUAGCUUUUAAUAUUAAUUUUUUAUUUUGAGAUAAUUCUAGAUUUGCAUAAUUCAGAGAUCCUGUGUGCCCUUUAUCCAGUUUCCUCCAAUGUCAUCCAAGGACACUGCCGUUUCCCAAGAGAAGAGCCAAGAAGAGGAAAGAAUGGCUGUUGGACUUCUUAAAGCCAUGUACCAGGAGUUGGUGACCUUCAGAGAUGUGUCUGUAGACUUCUCCAGAGAAGAGUGGGAUUGUCUAAAUUCUUCUCAAAGGCAUCUGUACAGUAAUGUGAUGUUGGAGAAUUAUAGGAUCUUGGUGUCCCUAGGACUUUGCUUUUCUAAGCCAAGUGUGAUAUUAUUAUUGGAACAAGGGAAAGAGCCCUGGAUGGUGACGAGAGAGCUGGCCAAAGGCUUGUGCUCAGGCUGGGAAUCUAGGUGUGAGACUGAAGAAUUAACCUCAAAGCAAGAUAUUUAUGAAGCACAAUCAUCCCAGAAGAUUCUAGAAAAACUUACAAGCUGUGGCCUUGAGUAUUCCAGUUUAAGAGAAGAAUGGAAAUGUGAGGACCAUUUUGAGACACAGCCAGUAAAUCAGAAGGCAUGUUUCAAGGAAGAGACAAUCACUCAUGAAGAAGCCCUUGUUAAUAAAAGAGCACAAGAAUAUAACAAAUCUUGGGGAAAUUUCCAUCCGAACACACUACUUCAUACACAACAGAUAACCACCAAAGAGGAGAAAGUACAUAAACAUGAUACACAUAAGAAAAGCUUUAAAAAAAAUUUAAUGGCCAUUAAGCCCAAGAAUAUCUAUACAGAGAAAAAACUUUUGAAAUGUAAUGACUGUGAAAAAGUCUUUAGCCAGAGCUCAUCUCUUACUCUUCAUCAAAGAAUUCAUACUGGAGAGAAACCAUAUAAAUGUGUAGAAUGUGGAAAAGCCUUCAGCCAGAGAUCAAAUCUUGUUCAACACCAGAGGAUUCAUACUGGAGAGAAACCCUAUGAAUGUAAGGAAUGUAGGAAAGCCUUCAGUCAGAAUGCACACCUAGUUCAGCAUCUGAGAGUUCAUACUGGAGAAAAACCUUAUGAAUGCAAAGUGUGUAGGAAAGCCUUUAGCCAGUUUGCUUACCUUGCUCAACAUCAGAGAGUUCAUACUGGAGAGAAGCCUUAUGAAUGUAUUGAAUGUGGAAAAGCAUUUAGCAAUAGAUCAUCCAUUGCUCAACACCAGAGAGUUCAUACUGGUGAGAAACCUUAUGAAUGUAAUGUCUGUGGGAAAGCAUUUAGCCUUCGUGCAUACCUUACUGUACACCAGAGAAUACAUACUGGAGAGAGACCCUAUGAAUGUAAGGAAUGUGGGAAGGCUUUCAGCCAGAAUUCACAUCUUGCUCAACAUCAGAGAAUUCAUACUGGAGAAAAACCUUAUAAAUGUCAAGAAUGUAGGAAAGCAUUCAGCCAGAUUGCCUACCUUGCCCAACAUCAAAGAGUUCAUACUGGAGAGAAACCCUAUGAAUGUAUUAAGUGUGGGAAGGCUUUUAGCAAUGACUCAUCCCUUACUCAGCAUCAGAGAGUUCAUACUGGAGAGAAGCCUUAUGAAUGUAACGUUUGUGGAAAGGCUUUCAGUUACUGUGGAUCCCUUGCCCAACAUCAGAGAAUUCAUACUGGAGAGAGACCCUAUGAAUGUAAGGAAUGCAAGAAAACUUUCAGGCAGCAUGCACACCUUGCUCAUCAUCAGAGAAUCCAUCUUGGGGAGUCACUCUCACCACCCAAUCCAGUUAAUCACCAGGUUCUCUAGACACUAUCUCAUAAAUAUAUCCAGAAUUUAUAUUCUUUUUUUUCUAUCUCUAAAGUCACCGUAGAUUCAUCUCACCUCAAUCACCAUACUGUAGCUUUCCAAGAGGUCUUCCUAUAUCAACUUUUGAUCCCCUUAAAUUCAUUCCCACCAUGCCCCAAACUGAUUUUUUUGAGUAUAAGAAUACAUCACUGCCUCCAGUUAAAACUUUUUUUCUUUUUUGGCUUAUUAUUUUCUUAAGCUAAUAUCCUCAGUCUUUAAAUUGUCUAUGAGGUGCUUCAUUAUCUGGUUCUUACAUACCUUUCAGUCUUAUUUUAUUUAUUCCAGUCUCCUUCACUGAGCACUAGGCACUUCCCAGGACUAAGAGCUUAGAUUCUGGAAAAUCAGCUCUACAACUGCUGUGGCAUUGUACGACUUUGAGUAAUUUGUUUGACUUAUCUAAACCUCAGGGUUUUCUUUAAUUCUUAAAAUAGGGAUAAUAAAGGAUACUGCAUUGUAGAACUGUGAUUAUUAAAUGAUAUAGUGUCUGUUGUAGACUGAUGCAUAUAAAGGAAUAAAUUUGCAUGUAAAGUGCUUCACGUAGCACAUCAAUUAUAGCAGAUAUUCAAUAAAUCAUAAUAGCUAACGUGUGUUGAGUGUCUACUCUGCACCAGGCACUGUUCUACAUACACAGCAUAUGUUAAGUUACUCCACAGCUAGAACAAAAUUCUUCAGUGGACAAAGUAGAACAUCCCUGGGAAGCAGCAGGUCAGAAUUAAGAAAACCUAAAAAUUUUAGAAACAUAAGUGGGAGUCUUUGCACUCUAGAUACGUAAUCAGGAUAGACAACAAGUAGUAGAACUACUAACACCUACAACCAGUUUUAGGAAGUUUCUAAAGAGAAUUGGAUAAACAAUAUAAGGAGAAUGAUGAUUGAGAAGAAUACAGAACUCACAUUUAGAUCAAGAAAAGAAUAGAGGAUCACAACUCCAAAAAACCAAUAAACAUAGAAAUUCAUACUGUCCCAUAAAAAUAUACCAGGCCCACGCAAUUGUAUGGGUGAAUCUAAGUAAUUUAAGAAGCAUUUAAAUUGUUCUACACCACAGAAAAAGUAUAAAGUUUGUGAAUGUUUUAGCCAGUGGUUGUAAAAUUUAAACCAAAUAGGAAUUGAGGGUAAAAAGCUACAGACAAAUAUAUAUAGGGUUUCCUAUAUAUAUAUAAUAUAUAUAUAAUAUAUAUAGGAAUAUAUAUAAUAUAUAUAAUUUCUCCUUCAGUGAAUAUUGAGUACCUACUGUUUGCUGGACAUGGUUUUAGACACAAGGAGACAAUAGUGAUCAAUACUAAGACUAUGUCUUCAUGGAGUUAAAUUUCAAAGGCUAAAAUCAUUAACACUUAAAUAUAAAACAAUAGAUUUUCUAGACCUAGCAAAAUGAAAAAUAAUAAACUGAGGAGUAUUAUAUGGUCUAAACUGAAGAGACAGCCUAAUAAAAGUUGUCAGCUAUUCCUAAUUCACAAAUUCACUCCAAUUAGAACCAAAAUUCCUCAGGUCUUUUUUCCUUUUAAUUUCACAGCUUUGUUCUAAAUUCAUCUAUGAAGUGUGAACUCUUAAGCAAGACAGCUGUCGAGUCUGACCUAUUUCUAGAAAUUCUGCAUAUGAUUAAGAUGGCUUAGACCCAUAGAGAAAAGAUGGAUUUGGGGUUAUUAGAAUAAUUGUUUAUAUCCAUUACAGUAAGGGAAAAGCAAAUAAAAUCAUAGUGAACUAUUUCAAAAUCAUUACAUUGGCAAAAGCAUCAUAGUACCAAUUACUGGAAAGAUGUGGAGCAGUACGAAUGUUCAUACAGUGCUAUUGGAAGUAGUUGUAUUUAGGAUAAUUUAGCAAUAUCUAGUAAAGUUGAAAAUGUGGAUACUCUCUGACCCAGCAGUUCCACACUUAAACCUCUUAUAGUCUCUCCUCUCUUCAUGUGUCUAGAGAAGUAUACAUGAAAGUCUAUUUCAGUAUUAAAUUUAAGAAUGAAAAGCUUAAAGCAAUCAAAAUAACCAUUAGGGUGAAUAGAAGUUAGAUCCCAAGUUAAAAAGAAUGAAGUAGAGAUAUUUCUGUCAGCAUGGAUAAAUCUUAAAACAAUAUUAAUGAAAUUGAACUAGACAGUAUUUUGUAUUAUAUGGUACCAUUUAUAUAAAGUUUGAAAAUACGCAAAUUGAUGCCAUGUGUAUUUUCCAUGGCUAAAUACCAUAUAGAUUUAGUAUAACAACAUUCAUGGAAAUAAUAAUUAAAUCCAAAACAGUGGUGACCUCUGGAGGGGGAGAAAAAUGAGCUUGAGAAAAGGAUGCAAAAGGAGAUAUCUGUUAAUCACUCACUUCUUUAAAAAAUAAGCAAACACGGCCAAUUCUUAUAAAUUGAUAAAGCUGGUUGUUGGUUUAUAGGUAGGUUCUUAUUCUCUAUAUCUUUCUGUAUAUUUAAACUACUUCAUAAUAAAAAAAUAACAUUUAAGUA
Molecule: messenger RNA, 5803 nt
Organism: Leopardus geoffroyi (Geoffroy's cat)
Lineage: Eukaryota; Metazoa; Chordata; Mammalia; Carnivora; Felidae
Gene: ZNF570
Product: zinc finger protein 570
Exons: 5
Coding region: 1670-3337 (555 amino acids)
Biological process (GO): regulation of transcription by RNA polymerase II
Cellular component (GO): transcription regulator complex; PcG protein complex; nucleus
Molecular function (GO): DNA-binding transcription activator activity, RNA polymerase II-specific; RNA polymerase II cis-regulatory region sequence-specific DNA binding
Source: RefSeq, a predicted model, not a curated record